Molecule: messenger RNA, 2392 nt
Organism: Daphnia pulicaria
Lineage: Eukaryota; Metazoa; Arthropoda; Branchiopoda; Diplostraca; Daphniidae
Product: cholecystokinin receptor type A-like
Exons: 9
Coding region: 306-2048 (580 amino acids)
Biological process (GO): neuropeptide signaling pathway
Cellular component (GO): membrane
Molecular function (GO): gastrin receptor activity; neuropeptide receptor activity
Source: RefSeq, a predicted model, not a curated record
UGCUGUGUGGAGUGGCCGUGUUUUUCCUGUCCGCUCCACCGUUCUCGCUUUAUUUCCAUUUUCCCCUCAAUUACGCCCGUCUGUUUGGACGGACGGACGGCAUUUCCCCUGUGUCGUCAUAUUCUACCAGAACGUGACAUCGCUCUUUCAGGAUCCGGAAAUGACUGCAACGUCCAAACUCAAAUUGACGUCGCAGCUGAGCGUCCGCCAGUUGGCGACGGGACAGUGAAGAAGAGACGAUACUCCUCGUACAAUUUGCCAGUAAUCAUAUAUAGUCCAUACAACUUGGUUAAUAAGAGACCAUCAUGCCGUGCUCAACUCACGGAGACGCCCUCGCAAACUGUCAAACAGUGACCAGUAAUGACCAUGGCAACGGCACUGACAACAAUUACAUCAACGAGACGGAAACCUCUGUGGGAUUCACGUUCAUGGACACGACGUCCAAUAGUCCCGCCACUACGAAACCGAUCAACAACAGCAACAUUGCAGUUUAUGACAGUUCCAGCAAUAAUAACUGGACAGACUUAUUUUCCACCGUCGAUUCGAUGCUGGCGAGUUCCCCGUCUGGCAACGGCACCAUCGGAGCCAGCGGCGGCGGCGGGGCUGGAGGAUUCGGCUCCGAAGUGAUGAUUCCCCUCUACUCCGUCAUCUUCAUCCUGUCGGUGCUGGGCAAUAUCCUCGUCAUCGUCACACUGACGCAAAACAGGAGAAUGCGAACCGUCACCAACGUCUUUCUCCUCAAUCUAGCCAUCGCCGACCUUCUACUUGGCGUCUUCUGCAUGCCUUUCACGCUCAUCGGCCAGCUGUUGCGGGAUUUCAUUUUCGGGAGCUUCAUGUGCAAAACCAUACCCUAUUUUCAAGCUGUUUCGGUCGCAGUCGGCGUUUGGACGCUAGUGGCCAUCUCGCUGGAGCGUUACUUUGCUAUAUGCAGACCUCUCAAGUCUCGCAUCUGGCAAACCAGAUCUCACGCCUACAAAAUGAUCAUCGCCAUCUGGAUCCUCAGUCUCUCAUUGUGUCUACCCGUGGCCGUUCUCAGCCGCCUCAAACCCAUCAGAGAAACAGGUAGGCACAAAUGUCGAGAAGAAUGGCCCGAUGCUGUCAGCGAGAAAGUAUACAAUCUGCUAUUGGACGUGAUUUUGCUCGUCCUGCCACUGCUCAUUAUGGGGUUGGCCUACUGGUUAAUUGCCGCUCGUCUGUGGAGAGGACUGCGUCACGAAACAAGCAGCAGCGUUAAUACAAAUACGGGAAGUCGUUUGCAGACAAUGAUGGCAGCUGCCGAAUCUUCCGCUCCUCUCGAGAAUAUCUGCGGCUCAUCAUGUACAGAACGAUGCCAAGAGCCCGAUUCCACGAUCCAGUCAGACAGCCUAACCAGCCAUAACUUCCCACGCGCAAGUCCAAAUACAGCAAAGAAAUCUACCGUAAUUCAAUGGCCGCUGCGAAGCAAUCACCGUCAUCUUUGUUGCCAUCCUCAAUUGGAAAGGACCAUCACUCAGCAGCAGAGAAGCGGAAACGGAACUGCAUGGAGAGGAGGCUCUCAAUCACAGCAGGGCAACCAACAAAGGGCAACGUCUGUCCAGAUUAUGGACUAUCGCUUGGCAGCUCGAUACGGCGUCCGAUCUACUUACACGGACAAAAGCGUCUGGGCCAAGAAAAAAGUCAUUCGAAUGCUCUUCGUCAUUGUUUUUGAAUUUUUUCUGUGUUGGGCGCCACUUUACGUCGUCAACACCUGGUAUACCUUUGAUCCUGCUAGUCUCUACGAGCAAAUGGGUCCAACAGAGAUAGCGCUGACCCAGCUUCUGGCUUAUUUGUCGAGUUGCUGUAAUCCCAUUACCUACUGUUUUAUGAAUGAGAAGUUUCGUAACGCAUUUCUCAGCGCCUUCGGAUGUGGACCACAGGGUCGGGGAUUCGGACGCGCUCCUAAUCGUAGUACCGAUCUUCUGUCAGCUUCGUUCAACGACAGCUUCAAUCUCGGUCGACGAACUACAAAUAAAGGUCAGCAUCGCGAUCGUCAUGUCGUCUUGUGUCUACUCCAGGAAACGCACGUUUGACCACCAAUUCCACAACGAUCGUCGAGACGGCCCUUUUUGAUGGAGAAAUCGGAACUAUCCUACAGACAACUAGACCUUCCCAUGCAGAUUAGGAGUCACGAAGAGAAUGUUCUUCUUAAAUUCAUUCCAUAUCCGGUUGGAUGAAAAAUAAAAGCUGCUAGUGGUGAUACCUGAAGGGAGCCUGGAAGAUUCAAAGAUGGGGCAGCUGCAGAUCAACAUGAAAUUCAGAGAAGAAUUUGACAUUAACACCUAUUCGAUCUCAGUUCAAAAAUUCAUGGAUGUUAUUUAAGCUAUUAUUGUGAUUGAUGUUUAAUAUUUGAUCAAUGUCAUAUCCCAAAUCAUCC